This is a messenger RNA of Iphiclides podalirius (scarce swallowtail), 2127 nucleotides long. Lineage: Eukaryota; Metazoa; Arthropoda; Insecta; Lepidoptera; Papilionidae. The record is from the annotation of a GenBank genome assembly.
AUGAAUUCUGCUUUAAAGCCGGUGCUGCCCCAGCCGGGGGUCCCGCAGCCGGGCGGCCAGGCGAGUCCUGCGAAAGGCAACGUGGCAAGCGCUAAUCACGCCGUCGGUCUGCCUCAGGGUGCUCAAAAUUCCCUCCACCACGGGUCCAACAGUUUGGUCGGGCAGAAUUUGAUACACCACGUAAACGCACCACAACCGCCGGUUCACGCUGUACCUUCCAUGGCGCCGGUGACGGCCAACAUGGCACAAAUGGCACAGAACAUGAGUCACCAUGGAAACCUAUCACAUGUUACUCAAAACUCAAUUCCACCUCCUAGCCCUAGUAAAACUGCGACCACUGGUGCCCCUCUUAGCUUAGUACAAGAGAAGGCCAAUACGUCUCAGCCACUUGCUUUGACAAGAACACCUGAGAAAAAAGAACCUGAUUCAAGUAGUCACGCAAAUGGCACAAUUGAAUCAUCAAAAUCAGGUUCAAAUGCACCUACUCCACUCAAGCCUCAAAAUCCUGAAUGUAAUAAAGAUAAGCAAGAUAUUGCAAAGACCUCGCCAAGUACACCAAAACCACCUGAGAAAUCUUUGGAGAAACUUGCAAAUACCCAGUGCACACCACAAAAAUCUGAUGCUCCUAAUUCAGUUGCACAGCCUGAUGGCCCUGUUCAACCCAAAGUGGCUACAGCUAAUGAACCGCCAGAAAAAUCUCCUUCCAAGCCAACCGAUGUUAAACUGGCACCUACAGCAGAUGUUGCACCUGUGCAGAGUGACAGCAAACCAACACCUGAAGCAGCUAACGAGAACCAAGACAAAGUCUCCACAUCCCAGGUACAAGAACAGCGAGCACCUGAGAGCCCUAAAGCAGAUUCACCAUCCAAAUCGGAAGAGAAGAAAGUGGAGCCAAGUGAAAAACCACAGCAGGUCGAAGAGAAAAAGGAGGAUGUCAAAGAAAUAAUUGAAUCGUCGAAACAAGAGGAAGAAACAGAGAAAUUGGAAAAACAGGAAGAGAAAGUGGAAGAAAAAAAACCAGAGGUUAAAACUCCUGUGAAACCUGAAGUGAAACUAGCACCGAAGUCAACUAUGAAACUUGCAACGGUAACUCCACCUAUGAGAAAGAGGAGGCAAUUGUCACCGACUAAAUCUAGUGAUGGAAUCACACCAGCAAAGAAGUCCUUAGAUGCAGAUUCCACUGUAGACACAAGAAUCAAAAGAAACAGGACUAAGGUUCAGCUUUAUCAGUCACCGACUCCGGAAAUCGCGAUGGCAACGAAGCUGUCAGCAUCGGCCGGCCGUUCCACGCCCACAAAGCCAAACGACGACAAACUUAUCGUCUUUUACAAGAACGAGUACCUGGCCGUGCGCAACGCGGAGGGCGGCUUCUACGUGUGCCAGGCCGUGCAGAACGUGUACCGGAGCACGCGCAAGAUCAAGAUCCGCUGGCUGUCGCAGGACAAGGCGGACCCCUCCGGCGAGACCUACGUGCCGGACUUCUACGACGUCACGGACAUGGAGUGUGUGCUGACAACCCUGUCGUUAUCAAGAGCACCGGGCGGAGGCGGUGCGCAGCUGCUGAAAGCAACGGAAGAGGCGCGCGCCAAAUCGAUCCUGGACAGGGCGCUGAAGGCGGAACAGAGCGGGGACGCCAACAACCUGGAGCUGACGGAGGAACACCCGGACGGUCUGGACCUAUCACUGUACACAGACGAGUCGCAGCUGGAGAAGAAGGGCAGGAAGCGCAGCGGCAAGUCCUCGCCAAGAACGAAGAGCGACCAGGAACAGACUGCGGAAGAGGAGACGCCGAGCAAAAAGGCGCGCAGCACGCCGAAGCGCAGCCCUAAAGGCUCGCGCAAAUCGAAACCGAAGCAAAGCAACAAUAAGACGAAAUCGGCAGGUAGCUCGCCCGUAGUGGCGGCCGCUAGCAAGACUGCCACCGCCGUUACGGAUAAGACGAAGGCAAAAUUGACUCCGGCCAAGCGGACGCCUGCGAAACCACUUAAAGCGGAGACUCCUCUCAGCACGCCCACUCGCAAAGGACGGAGGGCUGCCAAAGAUAUUAAAGCGUCUCCGAUGACACCCACGCCAUCCACGUCCACCGGCAAAGCAACGCGCACCCCCAGGAAACCGCCCGCGAAGAAA